AUGCCUACGAUUCUGGCAGAGAAAGAAAGCCUUGAGGAAUAUCUUGAGAUGGAGAUUGAUGAUGAGAGUUUUGAGAAGAUUCUGUUUGAGUAUGGGCUGGAGAUGGACGGGGUUGUCAAGGAGGACGGACGGAUUAUGUACAGGAUUGAGGUUCCGGCCAAUAGAUAUGACUUGCUAUGCUCAGAAGGACUGUGCCAGGCACUUAAGGUAUUUUUUUCGAAGUGUGUGUAUGAGCCAAUCAAUAUAUUAGCAGGACAACUGAGAGUGGAGAAUGAAGGAGGAUGCGAAAGACCAUGGAUAGCAUGCGCAGUAAUACGAGGCAUUGACUUUGGAAACGAGAGGAUAUACAGAAGUUUUAUUGAGUUCCAGGAGAAGCUUCAUCUGACGAUUGGUAGGAAUAGGAAGCUAGCAUCUGUUGGAACCCAUGAUUUUGAUAAACUGGAAGGUCAGAUUGUGUAUAAGAGUAUAAUGCCUGAGAAUAUUGUGUUUACACCACUGAAUGGAGACAAGGAGAUUCGAGGAGAUGAGAUGGAAGAGUACUUUGGACAAGGGAGCAAGAUUGGCAAGUAUUUGAAGUUAAUUGAGAGUAACGACAAGUAUGUAUGUUUUGAGGAUGCAAAAGGAGUGAUGUCUGUGCCGCCAAUAAUCAAUAGUGAAAGAAGUAAGAUAGAUGAAAAGACAAAGAAUGUGUUUGUGGAAGUGACAGGGGCUGAUUUCAACAGAGUUAACACAAUGCUCAGGUUGAUUAUAGGUGCAUUUAGAGGGGAGAGUGUUGAAAGUGUUGAGAUUGUAGGCAGAGAAACGACGAUUAGGACACCAGUUGAAUUUAAUAGAGUGCAUAAGCUCAUGCUUGAAGAGAUAAACAAAGGGCUUGGCCUGAAUCUAACUGUAGAGCAAUCUAAAGAAUGUUUGGAGAGGAUGAUGCAUCGUGUGAGAGUUAUUGAUGAGGGAAGCCUUGAGGUGAGUGUGGAUGACAUGCGAUCUGAUGUUCUUCACAAGUGUGAUCUGCUUGAGGAUGUUGCAAUUGCAUAUGGAUUCAAUAAUUUUGAAAGGAAGUUUCCGCUUACACAUUGCAUAGGGCGUGAGGAUGCGUUGAAUAAGUUUUGCGACAAGCUUAGGCUUGAGUUUGCAUCGAUGGGGUUUGAUGAGUGUCUGACAUUGAGUUUAUUGUCUAAUAAAGAGAAUAUGAUAGAGAGGGAACGAGCUGUGGCAGUAAAGAAUCCCAAGUCUUUUGGGUAUGAAGAGGUCCGUACAUCACUUAUUCCUGGGCUGAUGAAGGUUAUUGCGUCGAAUCUACAUGUAAAGAUUCCUUUCAAAGUUUUUGAGGUUUCUGAUGUUGUUUUUAUGAACAAUGCAUGGGAGUGUGGAGCAAGGAAUGGUAGAAUGCUUGCAGCAAUGUAUUCUGGAGGGCGAGCCGGGCUUGAAGAGGUUCAAGGACCGCUUUCACUUAUUUUAGAAAAGUGUGGAGUUAACAAGUAUGUGUAUUGUGCAUAUGAGGAUGAUACAAGGUAUCUAAAGAAUCAAGCCGCACAGGUGAUUGUAAACGGUGAACUGAUUGGGACUGUUGGUGUCUGUAAGCCUGAACUAUGUGAGCUUUUCAAAAUUCCUUAUGCAAUCUCAUGUUUUGAAGUUGAUGCAGAAAAGUUAUUUUUGAUGUUUAUCAAGAGGAUGUCUUGA
Molecule: messenger RNA, 1677 nt
Organism: Ordospora colligata OC4
Lineage: Eukaryota; Fungi; Microsporidia; Ordosporidae
Product: subunit beta of phenylalanyl-tRNA synthetase
Exons: 1
Coding region: 1-1677 (558 amino acids)
Biological process (GO): phenylalanyl-tRNA aminoacylation
Cellular component (GO): phenylalanine-tRNA ligase complex; cytoplasm
Molecular function (GO): magnesium ion binding; ATP binding; RNA binding
Source: RefSeq, a predicted model, not a curated record